Messenger RNA from Aspergillus chevalieri, 3315 nucleotides. It is a transcript of the gene ISW2, whose product is annotated as putative SNF2 family helicase/ATPase. The coding region runs from base 1 to 3315 and encodes 1104 amino acids. NCBI's taxonomy places the organism in Eukaryota, Fungi, Ascomycota, Eurotiomycetes, Eurotiales, Aspergillaceae. Gene Ontology annotation, molecular function: ATP binding; DNA binding; ATP-dependent chromatin remodeler activity. Gene Ontology annotation, biological process: regulation of transcription by RNA polymerase II; nucleosome organization. Gene Ontology annotation, cellular component: nucleus; chromatin. The transcript has 4 exons. The record is from RefSeq and is a predicted model, not a curated record.
AUGGUUGCGCCUUUGAAAUCCCUAGAUCCUCAUUCGGACGCGCCAUCUCAGGCAGAUACCCCCAUGACCGAUGCAAAUGAAGAAAUCACGUCGGUGCCCGUGGACAGCACCGACGCGCAGAUGACGGAUGAUAACAGUGUCGCGGGCGACACGACUGUGGAUGGUAGGAAACGAAGAUCUGCAGAAUCUAACCAACGAAAAAGUGCCUUGGGCAAAAAGCACGGUCGUCUGGAUGAGUCUAAGGAAACUGACUCUAUUCGACGGUUCCGCUACCUGCUUGGGCUGACCGAUUUGUUCCGCCACUUCAUCGAAACGAAUCCGAAUCCCCGAAUCAAAGAAAUCAUUGCCGAAAUUGACCGACAAAAUGCAGACGAUGAAGCCAAGGCUAAAAAGAAGGGUACUUCCCGGUCAGGUGGCGCGGGUAACGAAAGACGCCGCAGAACGGAGCAGGAGGAGGAUGCUGAAUUGCUGAAGGACGAGAGCGGAGAACAAACCGGUACUGUCUUUCGGGAGACCCCGCCAUUCAUCAACGGUGAAAUGCGUGAUUAUCAGAUUGCGGGUUUAAACUGGCUCGUUUCUCUUCAUGAAAAUGGUAUCUCGGGCAUUCUGGCAGAUGAGAUGGGUUUGGGUAAAACCCUGCAGACUAUUUCCUUCCUUGGUUAUCUGCGCUAUGUCUGCGACAUCCCUGGGCCUCAUCUUGUGGCUGUUCCCAAAUCGACUCUGGACAAUUGGAAGAGAGAGCUUGAGAAAUGGACGCCUGAUGUUAGGGUUCUGGUCCUUCAGGGUGACAAGGAGGAACGUCAGCGCUUGAUCAACGAAGAGCUUCUUGAAGAGAAUUUCGACGUUUGCAUUACCAGUUACGAAAUGGUUCUACGGGAGAAGACACACCUUAAGAAGUUUGCGUGGGAAUACAUUGUCAUCGACGAGGCCCAUCGGAUCAAGAAUGAGGAAUCGUCCUUGGCUCAGAUCAUCCGUGUCUUCAACUCGCGCAAUCGGCUGCUGAUUACUGGUACCCCGCUUCAAAACAAUCUCCAUGAACUCUGGGCCCUUCUGAAUUUCCUUUUGCCGGAUGUGUUCGGUGACUCGGAAGCCUUUGACCAAUGGUUCUCAACCCAGGAUUCUGACCAAGACACUGUGGUGCAGCAGCUCCACCGAGUUUUGCGGCCUUUCCUGUUGCGACGUGUAAAAAGCGAUGUCGAAAAGAGUCUGCUUCCCAAAAAGGAGAUCAAUUUGUACGUGCCCAUGUCUGAAAUGCAGGUAAAGUGGUAUCAGAAGAUUCUCGAAAAGGAUAUCGAUGCAGUGAAUGGAGCCGCAGGAAAGCGCGAAUCGAAGACGCGUUUGUUGAAUAUUGUGAUGCAGCUUCGCAAAUGCUGCAACCACCCAUAUCUUUUCGAAGGUGCUGAGCCUGGCCCGCCAUACACGACCGAUGAGCAUCUUGUCUACAACUCGGGGAAAAUGGUGAUCCUUGACAAAAUCCUGACACGCAUGCAGAAGCAAGGAAGCCGGGUGCUCAUCUUCUCCCAGAUGAGUCGUGUUCUCGAUAUCUUGGAAGACUACUGUGUCUUCAGAGAUUACAACUACUGUCGUAUUGACGGUACAACGGCUCACGAGGAUCGUAUUGCCGCGAUCGACGAUUACAACAAGCCUGGAUCUGACAAAUUCGUCUUCCUUCUCACGACAAGAGCCGGAGGUCUCGGUAUCAACCUGACUUCUGCAGAUAUCGUGGUCCUCUAUGAUAGUGACUGGAACCCCCAAGCUGAUCUUCAAGCGAUGGACCGUGCUCACCGUAUUGGCCAAACGAAACAAGUGGUGGCGUUCCGUUUCGUUACGGAAAAGGCUAUUGAAGAGAAAGUCCUGGAGCGAGCGGCACAAAAGCUGCGGCUUGACCAGCUGGUCAUCCAACAAGGCCGUGCCCAGCAGCAAGCUAAGAACGCCGCUUCGAAGGAUGAACUGCUUGGUAUGAUUCAGCAUGGAGCCGCCAGCGUGUUUGGUCAAGAAAACAGUACCAUUUCAUCUGAAAAGCAAAUUUCGGAAGAUGAUAUCGAUGCAAUCUUGCGCAAGGGUGAAGAGCGAACUGCAGAGUUGAACAAGAAGUAUGAAAAGUUGGGUAUCGACGACCUUCAGAAGUUCAGCUCUGAGAGCGCAUAUGAGUGGAAUGGCCAAGACUUCACCGAGCGUAAGAAGGACAUUGGAAUUAACUGGAUCAACCCGGCGAAGCGUGAACGAAAAGAGCAGUUCUACUCCAUCGACAAAUACUAUCGUCAGGCCUUGGCCACUGGUGGCAGGACCGCUGAUCCUAAGCCUAAGGUUCCCCGCGCACCCAAGCAGAUUGCUGUUCACGACUGGCAAUUUUUCCCGCCUGGUCUGCAGGAGCUACAGGAGAAAGAAACAGCCUAUUUCCACAAGGAGAUUGGCUACAAGGCCCAACUCCCAGAUGGUCCCGAAGAGGAGCUCAGUGAACGCGAGGCUGAACGUGAUCUGGAGCAACAGGAGAUCGACAACGCCACACCCUUGACGGAGGAUGAGCAAGCCAAGAAGGCCAAGAUGUCCGAAGAAGGCUUUUCGACCUGGAAUCGCCGAGACUUCCAGCAAUUUAUCAACGGAUCGGCCAAGUUUGGACGCAACGACUAUGAUGGUAUUGCCACCGAGGUUGACAGCAAGGAUGCGGACGAGGUCGAGGAGUACGCGAAUGUUUUCUGGAAGCGUUACACCGAAAUCCAAGACUAUCCCAAGUAUCUCCGUGUCAUCGAUCAAGGUGAAGAGAAACUCCGGAAGAUGGGUCACCAGCGCAAGAUGCUCCGCAAGAAGAUCGAGAUGUACCGUGUUCCUCUACAGCAACUCAAGAUCAACUACACUGUCUCCACGACGAACAAAAAGGUUUAUACCGAAGAGGAAGAUCGGUUCCUUUUAGUGAUGCUCGACCGAUAUGGUGUCGAUGGUGAGGGUCUCUAUGAGAAAAUCCGUGAUGAAAUUCGCGAGUCGCCCCUCUUCCGAUUUGAUUGGUUUUUCCUGAGCCGGACGCCAGUGGAAAUUGGGCGCAGGUGCACAACGCUUCUCAACACUGUUGCCAAGGAGUUUGAGCCUGGUGAUGGGAAGGCCAAUGGGGAAGCCGGUAAAGGUCGUGGACGUGGGCGUGAUGACGAAGACGAGGAGAAUGAAGAGGAGGCCCCUGCUAAGAAGAAGACCAAGAACGGCGCCGUAAACAAGCAGGUCAAAGCCGUCAAGGGCGGCAGCAAGUCCAACUCUGCCUCAACAUCACGGGCGGCCAGUGUUUCCUCCAACACGGCGCCCAAGAGCAAAAGUCGCAAGAAGUAA